Molecule: messenger RNA, 3653 nt
Organism: Catharus ustulatus (Swainson's thrush)
Lineage: Eukaryota; Metazoa; Chordata; Aves; Passeriformes; Turdidae
Gene: TSPAN12
Product: tetraspanin 12
Exons: 8
Coding region: 1555-2403 (282 amino acids)
Cellular component (GO): membrane
Source: RefSeq, a predicted model, not a curated record
CGCCAUGGCCAGGGAGGACUCGGUGAAGUGCCUGCGCUGCCUGCUCUACGCCCUCAACCUGCUCUUCUGGGUCCUUUUCUUCUAGCGAACUGAAUGAUUCCCCUAGUGACAGGACUCUGCUCAGUACUUUUGGUCUCCAGAACAUCCUUUCUGUCCCAUCUGCCUUUUACCAGGUUGCUCUGUGAUCUCCCUGUAGUCUGUGAGUAACCUGCACACUUCAUUAUGCUGCCAAAUCUGACCUCUGCUGAAAGAGCUGUUUUGCCUUCCUUGAAAUGCACCACCUCUCACUGCUGUGUAGAAUGUGUUGUUGCAUGCUAAUGGCUGAAAGAAAAUUUUUGCAGCCUGAGAGUGCCUAAUGGGCAGCUAGGAGGAGGUCCACCAGUCUGGUAUUUGAGGAAGAAUAUUAUUUAGAAAGCGAUCAUUUUUCUGGUACUGUUUUUGUAGCAGUGCUAUCUGGCUCUUACUAACAGGUACUGAGCAUUGUUUUGAUGGACUUCUCACUUCUGAACACCACUGUUGUAAAAUGAAGUAACCAAAUUGGGUUAUAUCUUACAUUUCUUGAAUAUAUCUUAAAUAUUUUACCAUAAACGGAGUGGAUGUGUGAGCUAAUGCUUUUCUGUGUGUAUCAACAGGCCUUUCAGGAAGAUGUUGAGGGUUAAAAAUGUUUCCUGCUGCCCUUUGACAACAAGAAAAUAGGCUUGUAGUCUGCUUUACCUCUCUAGUGUUUUUGACUGCUUGUGUGGUAUGCUUGCCUGAUGCUUUCUUCGGAGAUGGGUGGGAGGAGUUUAUUUGGGAGGAGAUUCCAGUCAUUUUGUUUUCCUUGUUCCUGCAACUUCCUGCAAAUAAUGCAAUGGGAAAUGUUCUUUACUGUUACUGUUGCACCAGCCAAAACAAAUCCCACAGAAUGUAAAGAACAUCAGUGAAUACAGUAGACAUGUAGCAUGCACAAGCUUCCAGGAGUAUGCUUGCAGUAUGCCAAGCACCCAGCUCCUGCUCACAGCACUCAGAACCAUGGCAGAGCCUGUACUUUGUGCACCAGGAAGAAGCUCUGGGAUAGCUACUGGGACUUCUGUGAAAUUUCAAAGGCAGAAGUAGUCCACUGUGGGCUUGCUGCAGGCUAGGGAGCCAUUAAGGACACAGAGUGACUUUCGCUGUUAGAUUUGAACCACUUAACUUGUUCUUCAAAACAACUUCAGGGCAGUAUGAAGGCAUGUGAGAAGGUAGCUGUUGGGGACAACAGGGGAGAUAAAAAGCUAAGUAUAAUGCUGGUGUGUCCUGUCAUAUCCCUAUGUAGUUCAUGAAAACAGUAGCAUUCUGGAGAGUCAGCAUGCUUAGGACUCCCUCCCUCGGCUGGACAGUGGUGCUUCUGAGGUCCUGUGUCUUCUGUGGUUUAGGCCUAGGUGCCCCUGUGAAACUGGAUGAGGAGUGCCUUGUCCUCUAGCAGUGCCUCUGCUACAGCAGCAGCAGAACUGGUUCUGUCACAGCGUGGCACGUUCUGAAUGUUGUUCGGGUUUGGCUUCUCGAGAAAAUCUAACGUCACAGCUUCUCCUGUUGAUGUCCAUCAGCAUAUUAGGUGUUUCUGCUUGGCUGAGAGACUACCUGAAUAAUGUUCUCACUUUAACUGCAGAAACAAGGGUGGAGGAGGCUGUCAUUUUGACUUACUUUCCUGUGGUCCACCCGGUUAUGAUUGCAGUCUGCUGUUUCCUCAUCAUAGUUGGAAUGCUGGGAUACUGUGGAACAGUGAAAAGAAAUCUGUUGCUCCUUGUCUGGUAUUUUGGAAGUUUGCUUGUAAUAUUCUGCGUUGAACUGGCCUGUGGUGUUUGGACCUACGAGCAGGAAAUAACGGUUCCAGUGCAGUGGUCUGAUAUGAUCACACUGAAAGCCAGGAUGACCAAUUAUGGCCUACCUAGGUACCAGUGGCUGACCCAUGCUUGGAAUUUCUUCCAGAGGGAGUUUAAAUGUUGUGGCGUGGUGUACUUCACAGACUGGCUGGAAAUGACAGAAUUGGACUGGCCACCUGACUCCUGUUGUGUCAGAGAGUUCCCAGGAUGCUCUAAGCAGGCACAUCAUGAGGAUCUCAGUGACCUUUAUCAGGAGGGAUGUGGUAAAAAAAUGUACACUUUUUUGAGGGGGACGAAGCAAUUGCAAGUGCUGAGAUUUCUAGGAAUCUCUAUUGGAGUAAUGCAGAUCCUGGCUAUGAUCCUCACUAUUACUUUGCUGUGGGCUCUGUACUAUGACAGAAGGGAUCCCAGAGCAGAUCAGAUCAUGGCAUUGAAGAGUGAUACCUCGCAGGAACUGUCAUGUCAUUCCAUGGAGCUACUGAAACCAAGUCUGACCAGGAUCUUUGAACAUACAUCCAUGGCAAACAGCUUUAAUACACACUUUGAAAUGGAAGAGCUGUAAGUGAUGCAAUGAAUCUGCGAAGUCACAGAGGAUCUUUUUGUUUAGUUGUUAUUUUUCUUCUGUUCCAUCAAAUAUGCCAAAUAUACCAGUCUUAUAUGUCAGAAACCAGCUAAUGGAUGGAAGUGAAGGAGACGAGCAAAGAAGGAUGAGCCUGUUGUCAGGCUCUUAGCCAUGCACUCAGCUGUGAAAAAUUUUGUGUGUUUGUUUUUUAAAAGGCACUCAUUCAGUUGGGCACAGAAAUACUCAUUGUCACAAGCUGUGUGAAAUGUAAAACACUGACUCAGUAGACUGGACCUGUAAGGAAGCAUCAUGGGAAGGGAAGAGAAAUACUCAUCUUCUGAAGAAACAACUGUGCUUUGAGCAAACAAAAUGUGACUUCAGCUGAAACUGACUUUUAAUAAGCCAUUUGGAAAAUGUCUUAAUCAGGGAUCUAUGUAUGUAUAAUUGUGUGUUUUCAUGUGUGCAUGGAAAACAGAGCUACAAUUCAAGUUAAUACUUGGAUUUAAAAAUUUGCAAGAUUUUUAAAUCUUAAAAAGGGUGAGAUUUUCUUUUUUCUAACAAAACCUUUAUCUUAGCUUUUGUUCUUAAAGAUGUUCUAAAACUUCUAUUUUUAUCUAACAUAACGAUUUUUAAAUUUUAAAUAUAUUAAAAAGGGAUUGAAAAAAAACCUAUAGCUAUGGACAAUAGACUUUCAUUUUCUGGAGAAUUCAUCUUUCAAAGUUUGUUCUGUGGACUGUUUCUUAGUAAAAAGGAAGAAAACCUUAAACAUUCUUUCCAAAAUGGGAAUCAACAUGGGAGUAGCACAUUUUUAUAGAUAAAUCUUUUCUCCUGUCCGUGAUUCCCCUGAAGCUAGAAACAAAAGACUGCAAGAAAAAUGCUUACAGUUCUGGAUGCUAUUGCAAUAAUUGUAAAAGUACAUGAGGAAAAAUUUUACUUUGGUGACUGCUUCAUUAAGAGCUCUCUGGUGGCUUAAAAUGCCAGCCAGAAACAGAUUAAAAUGUAUUUAUUGAGGUGGGGAAAGUGCAUUUUACUGUAUUUUUAUGAACAAUGUCUAUGUCAUAGGAUUAUUUUUACAAUUGGCCACGAUCUUGAAAUAUAUAUUUGUUCCACUGAGUCUAGUAGUUUGUGGCAAAUGGACUUUCUACAUAAUAUUACAUUUUAAAAAUUCUUUCAUUUGUUUAGGAAUUUGUAAAAGAAAAAAGAAAACAAGGUGUGAUUUGGUAGACAAUAAAAUUACUUUUCUCUUAAAU